AUUUUGUAGAGCAAAGAAAAAAAACCCAGAGAGAAGAAUGACGAUGGACGACGGGAACUCUGUCUACGUCGGCGGCCUUCCUUACGACGUCACCGAGGAGACUGUCCGGCGAGUCUUCUCUGUCUACGGUUCUGUCACCUCCGUCAAGAUUGUCAAUGACCGCAGUAUAAGAGGGAAAUGCUAUGGCUUCGUGACAUUUUCAAAUCGUCGAUCAGCAGAUGAUGCCAUCGACGACAUGGAUGGGAAAACUAUUGGUGGGCGUGCAGUGCGUGUGAAUGAAGUUACAAACAGAGGCGGAAGAUUGAACCCAUCUCGAGGACAUUUUCGACAACAGAGUGGCUGGGAUAGAAGCCAUGAUAGGGAAAGUGAUUAUAGUUAUGACCGGGAUCGGUACAGUGAUAGGUCCCGAGAACGUGAUAGGUCUCAGGAUAGGAGGAAGGAUCAUUACAUGGAGAAGGAAAGAUCUUAUGAACAUCCACUUGAUCAUGAGAGGAGAAAAGAUAGACAGAUGUUGGAUAGAAAUGGUUACGAGGAAAGGAUGUUGGAAGGAGAUGGAGGCGAGUGGCGUGGAAACAGAUCAUAUGGGGAUCAUGGUAGAGGAGUCGACGAAGCUGAUGCUCAUCAUAUGAACCGGGACGAGGGAAGGAGCCAAGACACGAAUAGAGAGGAAGGUCCCAUCUUUGACGGUGGACGCGGUAGAGAACACUUCUCUAGUUCAAGCGGAGAUCACAAUUAUCAGGUGAAAGGGCAAAUUGAAGCAUCAAUCGAGAGGCGUGAAGUGCUUCAAGAGGAUGUUCUGCUGAUGGAAGAGAGACUGGAAGAGCAAAACCAAGUGGUUUCAGAACUGCAGAAAAAAUCUAAGAGACUUGAGGAUGCAUUGAUGGAUGAAAAGAAGCUGACUUCACAACGUAGAAAGGAAUUGGCGAAGCUAUAUAAAUCGUUUCUGCGGGUCAGAGAGUGCUCGGACAAUCUGAAAACUUGUGAACAGGAACUUCAGUCUCUAGUUAGAGAAGGUGGCAUUGACAUCUACCCGAGGGAGGAAGUCGUUCUGGGCAACGGCUUUGCUUAGUAGUAAUAUCACGAGGUUGAUGGUUCAUUACAAUGCUAGGAACUUGGUCUUUGUAUGUUUGAUUAUUGUGUUGCUCUUCACUGUGGUCGUUGUAUGGGAUUAUAUCCUUUUUUACUUCAUUUAGUCAUUGACUUGAAGACAAUAUCCAUUUUUGAUGAUGACAUGUGUUGUAUUUUUUC
Molecule: messenger RNA, 1248 nt
Organism: Tarenaya hassleriana
Lineage: Eukaryota; Viridiplantae; Streptophyta; Magnoliopsida; Brassicales; Cleomaceae
Product: glycine-rich RNA-binding protein RZ1B
Exons: 9
Coding region: 38-1069 (343 amino acids)
Molecular function (GO): mRNA binding
Source: RefSeq, a predicted model, not a curated record